Heterobasidion irregulare TC 32-1 is the source of this 456-nucleotide messenger RNA. RefSeq lists its product as uncharacterized. NCBI's taxonomy places the organism in Eukaryota, Fungi, Basidiomycota, Agaricomycetes, Russulales, Bondarzewiaceae. The record is from RefSeq and is a predicted model, not a curated record. The coding region runs from base 1 to 456 and encodes 151 amino acids. The transcript has 2 exons.
AUGGAAGAAGCCCAGUCCGUACCGCGUCCUGCUACCGGUCAACUCAUUCUAUUCGACUUGCGCAACGUUAACCAGAUCUCGCGACACCUCCUCACACCCGAUCUGGAUAUCAGGAUUGUUGAUCCUCGAGCACACAACGAGGCAUUGCCCAUUUCGCAAACACCAAACGAGGUAUUGGAGAGACAUUUCCACUUCUGCCUCGAUAGACAGGAGAGGCAUCACCAGCGACUGGUCUUUGCAGCAGGCUGUGUAUAUCUACGGCUGACACCGUAUCCGGAAUGGCUCCAAAUCACGCGUAUCUGUAGCCGAUGGUGUCGCGUUGCACUUGGCUAUUCUCGCUUGUGGUCUACUAUUGCCUCCGAUUCUAAACAGCGGUUCGACCUCUGCAUUGAAAAAUUACCUCCGAAGCAAGUCAUUGAUGUUGCUCUGAAAAUCACCGACAAUCAGGUCGCCUAA